AUGCACAAAGAAACAGAAGCACAGAAAUAAAGGCAGGCAAUAGCAAAUUCAGUCAGAAGAGUCUGCGAAGAAUGAAAGCCAAAGAUGCGGCUACCAAGGCAGAUACAAACCUUUUUAAGGAGGAAUUGGCACAAAUGGUUGCUUCGAUGGAAGAUAAAAAGCUUGAGCUUGAUCUGUUAAAGAUAUCAGUCCAACAAUUUGCCGACAUGCUUCUUGUCUUAGAAGCAGUACUGGACAACCUUGCCCAGACUAUACUUCAGCUUUAAUUAGCUGAGGAUAGAAAAAGAUCAGUUACAUAUUUUCCUUUGAUGUUGUGUCACAAGUCCUAUUUUUGGUUUUAUUUAUGAGUCCAGUUUUUUUUCUUUGAUGCUGUGAGUCCAGAGUCCAAGCUAUAUAUGAGUGAGUCAAUAAUUUUUUGGGUUUUAG
Molecule: messenger RNA, 426 nt
Organism: Rubroshorea leprosula
Lineage: Eukaryota; Viridiplantae; Streptophyta; Magnoliopsida; Malvales; Dipterocarpaceae
Source: the annotation of a GenBank genome assembly